AUGGUUGAGAAAUUACACGAGGCCAUUACUCAGUCGAAUUCUUUGCGGUCUUUGCAACAAUUGCUAUUGGCUUUUCGUGCAGCUGCCCAUAUUAAUGAUAGUGAAGAAAACCAAUAUUCGUAUAAAAUUAAUGAUUCAGCAGAGUCGAAGAAGACUGUCCCUUAUUACGCAUGUUUUCCUAAAUUAUCUGAACGUUAUUUAAAGCAACUACUCGAUAUUUGGGGAACAGCAGAAGAUAAGACUCGAAUUGCGGCAUUUCUUAAUAUUCGCAAACUUGCAUCUAUUGCACCGCCGCCUUUUAUUGACCUUUGUAUAAAGAAACUACAGUCUUUACGAUGCCAUCCAUCCAUCAAUCUUAUGAGUAAUUGUGCGGUUGAAAUGUAUGGAAUUGAUCUAAAAAGUUCAUACCAGUCUGCAUUUAAUCACAUUAGACAAUUAGCUAUUCAUUUAAGGAAUUCUACUAAUAACAAGAACGAGGAAACCCUUAAUACUAUAUACAAUUGGCAAUAUGUACAUUGCAUUGAAUAUUGGUCCAAGGUACUGGCUAAUUAUUGCGAUCAAACACGAGAAUCUAAAAAUAAUAAAGGUUCACUACAAGAGUUAAUUUAUCCAUUAGUACAAGUAUGCACUGGUGUAAUAAGAUUGAAUGUUACAGCACAAUACUUUCCGUUUCAUUUCCAUUGUAUUCGCGCUUUGAUUCAUCUCAUCAAGAAAACGGGGACUUUUAUCCCUCUUGCACCUUAUCUUUUUGACAUUUUGCAUUCAGCUGAAGUUUACCGAAAACCAAAACUUGCGACUUUAAAACCUUUAGAUUUCUCGUCUACAUUAAAAACACCAAAGGCUUAUUUACAUACAAAAGUAUAUCAGGAUGGUAUAUGCGAAGAACUUGUUGAACUAUUGUUCGAGUAUUACUCAUGUUACAGUUUGUCAAUAGCAUUUCCGGAAUUAGCAAUACCCGCUAUUAUUCAAAUUAAACGACAUAUUAAGAAUUCAAAAAAUACUAAAUUCAACAAACAACUUCAACAGUUUAUUGAAAAGAUGGAGCAAAAUACUAAAUUCAUAGAGCAACAACGUUCACGGAUUGAUUUCAGUCCUAGUAAUCGGGCAGAAGUUGAAGCGUUUUUAAAAAAUUCGGAUCCUGAUUCAACGCCACUUG
Racocetra persica is the source of this 1156-nucleotide messenger RNA. Lineage: Eukaryota; Fungi; Glomeromycota; Glomeromycetes; Diversisporales; Gigasporaceae. The record is from the annotation of a GenBank genome assembly.